This is a messenger RNA of Sphaeramia orbicularis (orbiculate cardinalfish), 5169 nucleotides long. Its product is annotated as fibroblast growth factor 6-like. The coding region runs from base 450 to 1073 and encodes 207 amino acids. Lineage: Eukaryota; Metazoa; Chordata; Actinopteri; Kurtiformes; Apogonidae. Gene Ontology annotation, molecular function: growth factor activity. The transcript is spliced from 3 exons. The record is from RefSeq and is a predicted model, not a curated record.
GAGCUUGUUCAACUCAUAACGUGAAUGUGCAGCACCCCCCAUCAUUCCCAUCAGAAGUGCUGCUGCCUCUGCUGGGGUCCUGUAACUCUCUCCUCCUCCUCCCAUCUCCUACUUUUUGAUGGGGGGGUGCAGCGGUGAAGUCACAGUGAUGUCAUUUUAGGAUGUGAGAGUCGGGGGGCAAGGUGAGCUGGUUUUGCGGUGAGUGGUGUCCCUCCACGGCCAGCAUUGCCUGUACAGAGGCGCGGAGCGGCGAAAGAUGAUCAUCGCCACCGGCACCACUUCAACCUCAGACGCGCUCUGUCCCUCUCCUCCUGCUCAGAUCUCCGGCUAUGGGGCCUUGAUCUGUCUUCCCAGAAUAAGCCUUUACCACCAUGCCAAAGGACAAAAAAUAAGAAGAGUUGCAUUUUUAGGGCAGGUAACGUUGACCACGUGCCCCAAAGGUAAAGUGGAUGGCCAUUGCGCAAAGGUGCCUCUACAGUAUGUCCAGCGGGGCCAGGACGCACUGGACGCUGCCAGCAGUUCUUGUACUGUGGACUUCUCUGUUGGGGAUCGUUUCAUCUUAUCCGAUUCCGAGUAGGACUAAUACGACUUUAUUGGAAAAGAAAUGGGAGACCCUCUUCUCCCGCUCCUAUCUCGGUAUAGCUGGGGGAAAAUCGGAGCUGAACUGGGAGAGUGACUAUUUGCAGGGCAUCAAAAGAGUGCGGCGACUGUACUGCAACGUGGGCAUUGGGUUUCACCUGCAGGUGCUCCCGGAUGGCAGGAUAAGUGGUGUACACAAUGAGAACCAAUACAGUCUAAUAGAAAUCUCCGCUGUGGACCGAGGAGUGAUCAGCUUGUUCGGAGUCAGAAGUGAGCUGUUUGUCGCAAUGAACAGUAGAGGAAGGUUAUACGGAACGAGACACUUUCGGGAUGAGUGCAAGUUCAAGGAGACUUUGCUGCCCAACAACUACAACGCCUAUGAGUCUUUUGUUUACAAGGGCUUCUACAUCGCCCUCAGCAAGCAUGGGCGCGUAAAAAGAGGCAACAAGGCCACCACCGCCAUGACUGUCACACAUUUCCUCCCACGACUAUGAGUGAAACUGGCAAUAACUCAGUAAUUUGCACAUGUGGAUGUACUUCCAGGUAACACAGAAUUGCAUAUUCAUGAUGUACACACCAAUGGACUGUGGGAAAAAUAUUUAUUCUGUUUAUAUAUAUGUAUAUUUGGUUAGUUGUCUUUAUAUAUGUAUGCCAUACUGUGCUGCUUAUUGUUUUUAUGGUUAUGGAUGGGGAGAGCUAAAGCCUUUGCCUGUCUCACUUUACCUUGGUGCUUGCUGUAACUGAACUAUGUGUCACUUCCUUUUUUGAGAUGGAGGAUGAGCUAUAUUCUGUGCUUUUAAAGAGUGAAAUGAAUACUUUUUAUUACCUCAAAGAACCACUUUACUAGAUUAAGGGAUGCAUGGACUGCUCAAAUAUCUGCUAAGUUUAUAAUUUUCUUUGGAACCUUUGAGCGCUUGAUAGUCCUCUGCUUGUUUAUUGGUGACAGGCAGUAGGGAAAACAGACUACUUAAAUGCACUACCUUUGCUGCACGAUUUAAAGGUGCCUUGGUGUUCCCACUUGUGGCCCCCUUAAACUUGCAUGUAAGAGACACCCACUGGAGUCAGAAAUAGGGCUGUCACUCUGGAGAGGGCCUCAGAAGGGGGGUUGACUAUCUCUGGUUUAUUUUCUUUUCUGUAAUUAGAUCGAUUAAGUAAUAUACAAUCUGUGGUCGAGACCAGAGAGCAGUCAGCCAUAGAUGUGAGGGAGAUACUGGCGUGAGGCCAGGAGUUUGACUGUGUGGCAUCGCCAGCAAAUAAACAGGGUGGGAUGAUUUUCGCAUGGAGUGAAAACUCUUGAAUUUUUUUGUUUGGACCUGGCUUGCCUCUGCACAAGACUCAAGUGAGCAGAUAGAGUGCACAGUAGAAAUGUAUCUGCACAUUGUCUUGGACAGUGCCCCUGAAGUAUUUGGCUUUGGGUUUCUGUUGUUGAAUUGCAAAUAUUACAGAGAUGUAGUGUGCCAGCAGCUGCUGUUGAAAAUGAUGUCUACUGUUCAUGAAACCAAUGACAAAUGAUGUAAAUAGUUGUAAUGUGAAGCAAAUGUAAAAGAAGAAUUCAGGAGCUUUUUAUGCUGCUUUGUUGCAGUUGCCUGGACAAGGUAAAAAGAGUUCAGGUUGCACAGUGACCAUCGAUGAUGGUGCCUAAAUAUUUUGGAAUUGUUCCCAUAUGUUGUUUCUUUCUUUCUUUAAUUCUUAUGUCAGUGUGUUUGGGGGAGUAUGUGCGUGCCCUGGACCAUUUCUCCUCUUGUCUGUGUGCUCUGCAGCAGCACUGCAGCAGUAGUGAGGUGUUGAGAGCUGUAGGCAGAUAAUAUUAAAUGCAAUUAUGGAAGAAUCAAACAUGUCCUGAAGGACUAAAGGACAGUGAAGUUUGUGGACAGGAUGCACACUUGGAGAUUUCUGUAUUGUCAUUAAAGACACAUUUACUGUUUAUUUGUGAACUUUAUCUUAUAAAUUUGAAUGGUAGAAAAAUAUAAUGAAUGAAAACUGACAAAGUACCUUUGUAAAGUGAAAGGUAUUCACUGAAGUAUAUGUAUGUAUGCUUAGAGUAAUAUAAUUUUUUAUAAGCUAAAGAUGUACCGUCCUUUGAAAACUUUUUUCCAUGCUCACCAAUAUGUAUUUCAUAUUUUGUUAUACAUUUUUAAGUUUGUUAAAAUCCUAUAGAGUGCAUCUACCCUUUAGUGGCUGCAUGGUCUACUUUCUGCAGCUGUUUACUUGAAAACCUGAAGCUCAACAGAAGCUUCCCUCAUUUCUGCUGCUUAGAGAGGAAGUACAACUAUUUAAAUCCAGGAAAGAUGUAUGUGAGGGAGCCGGUGCGCCGUCAUUGUUGUUUGUCAGAACCCCUGCUGGAAUGUGGAUCUGCCAGGAUGACAGGCAGUCUCCUACAUACCUGAGCAGACCCCUCUGAGUUCUAUCACCCCCACCUCCUACCUCUGACUGUCCCUCAUCCCCCACCCACGACAAGGACCUUGGGAUUCCAGCUGUAACCCAGGCGCUUCCUCCUCUCCUUUCAGCCUUUUUUAGUUCAAGGUCAGAGUCAUGGACCAGCCUUGGCCCCAAGCCAGGGUGGUCUCUAUAUGGGUUGUACUGUUUCAAUGAAAUAGGAAAUUGAGAUAUCUUUUAGAUGCAUAAACCAAUUUUUGUUCAUACACAAACAUGAUAAUCAGUUGAAUGAUGGUAGAGUUUGUAAGUUGGACUGAUCACCCAGUGCGAGUCAUCAGAAGCUUCUGAAGAACAAGAGCUUAUAGGUUAUAGCUCCUCAAUCUGCAAUAUAUUUUUGAAAUAAUCCAACUUCCCUCACCUUGUGUCUUUGAAAUGUAGCUCCACAACAUGCUGUCCUCUGUCCUUUUCAAGUAUUUGUGUUGAGAUAUUUCUUGGGAGGGAACAUCUGCAGAGAUAACGCAGCGUGUUCAGAGCAGGCAGGGAGCAGAGUCAUGCUGAGCUUUGAUUCUGCUGCUGCACUCAAAUGUGCAAGAUGGCAACCCUGCCAUGUCUCAGGAUCCACCUGACUUUGACCAUGUACUGACACAGCACAGUAUCUCUUGCUGCUCACACUGAUUUACAACAGUAUUCUUCUCACAGAUAAACCUCUUAUACUUUUUAGUUUGCUCUGAGGACAUUGUAGAUGUGAACUGCUUCAUCCUAUCAUGCCUACCAUAAUGCAGUGCAGCAGAGCACAUUUAGUGGGAGCUUACAUAGAAGUUUCAAAAGACAAAAAUACUUGUUGCUGUUGUAGUUGACACUGCAUGCAGUACCUGUACUGUAAAUCUCAUAUUUGAUUAAAAAAAAAUAACAGCAACAAUUUAAUAGUCAUUUUGAGUAAAAUAUCAAACAAAAUGUAAUCCAUGUUUUAAGUUGAGGAAAGAGUGGAAGUGAUUUUUGUGCAUGCACAGCAAUAAGCACUUUGCUUGCCCACCUCCCAAUCAUGAUGUCAGACGUCAGUUGUAGCACCUUAUAAUGACAUCUUGAUGAUAAACCAGUUCUCUGUCUUGUCAUUAGUCGUGAAAUCAAGCUGGAUCCCUAAAAGGUUCAUAUCUAAAGUAAAAAGCUCACAUUUCAGCUUUGACCAAAAAGUUUUAUCUAUCUCUUUUUUUCUUUCCACAGCUUAUAAUAGAUCAAAAUUAACUUAAUUCAAGGUGAGGAAUAUCUUUUUUUUUUUUUUUUUUUUUAAUAAUGUGUAAAGUACUAUUAGCAUGUCUUAGCCCCAAGCUUGAUCAGGGGUGUGUGCUUCAUGUUUGAUUGUGUCAACAGAACUUUUUUUAAACUCCUGCUCAAAAGGGAGUAAGCCUCCACUCAAUUCCUCUGAUCUCUGUUCUCAUAUACCUCACCUUCUGCCUUAGUUUUGGUUUGCUGAUGACUGUAAAUUAAGAAGACACAAACUUCAGUUAUUUGUUUCUGAAAAGAGACAAUGCGAAGUAAGAAUAUUAAAAAUGUUUUCCUUUUAUUUUUGUACGUAUGUGCUGUGCACAGCAGUCUACUGUAUUCCUUAGAUACCAAUUAAAGUUUGUUUUUGUAAGUGGUUGCCAUUGAAGUGUCGUUCUCUCUGUUGCUUUUAAAUCUGACACUGAAUUUUGCUUGAUUUUAGUGUGUAAGGCUGUAUUUAAUUAUUUUAUUUUAUUGUCUCAAAAUAGUAAAUUACAAAAAGGUAUUUUGAUAUCUCGCACUUAAAAUCAGGGAUGGGUUUUGCGGGCUAAUUUUUUUAACAUUACGGUUAUCUAAGAGGAGACAAAAUGUGAAGGUAAUUUACUCAACGCACCAUGUAAACGACUGAAGUGAGGGAGUGGCUCCCUCUGCUGGAGAAAUAGUUGAACUGUAUUUGGGCAGGUGCGUAAAAGCGGACAAUGUCCAAUUUACUUAGGUAGGCAAAACCAAAGAAUUUAAUAAGAUACUAUUAUUUAUUUAAAUACAGUAUAUUCUAUUCCUGCCGUGAUAAAGAAAUAAUUGUAUGUGACCUCAGCUGCGUGUGUUUUAUUGCUCAUUCAUUAUGCUUCCGGUCCCAACAAAACUUUGACCAGUGGCGUUUGUACCAUGAAGACCCAGUAUAAACAAAUGUUUAAGGUGGAUGAGUCAGGACCAAAAAUAAGACUCCUGUUGUGU